CCUUCCUCCUUCGCCCUUCCUUUCCUCCUUUAAAGUCACAUCAAGUCGGGGUUGAAUUUCGAGAGGGGAGUCCGAGGACCUGGGGCCUGAUUUCUCUUUCUCUCUCCACGCUGCUUCGGGUGUGUACAUGUGUGGCGGUGCCUGAGAGGCGGCACAGGGAAUGGCUACACCGUUCUAGUCCCGCCCUUGGCCUCCGUAGCACCCUUGAAAUGAUCAGCCAGCCCUAACCACUCCUUCCACAGAUGAUUCAAUUGGAGAAGUUUAGAGGAGUGGAAAGACUUGUCCCCUUCCCCCAGUCGCAAGCUUGGUCACAGAGUCGAUUGCCAAAUCAUGUAUCCAGACGCUCAGUCUAGGGCUCUUAGCCCUGGGUGGCCUUUUGAAAAGGUUGGUUAUCCUUAAGUAUUGAAGAGUGAUAAAGCCACUUACCUACUUAAAAGAAUAUGCCCUGAAAUGCGUUUUCUGUGCCACUGACACCAGAAAUGCUAUUUAGAAGUUAUCCUGAGAAAGGAUGCUUCCUGCAGCUCAUAUCAGGCUAGAGGUGCUUUUAUAUUUUUCAUUGAAUUACUCUGUUUCGGUGAAUCCAAUGAAUCAUCACUUCAUUUCUUUGUCUUCAAAUGUCAGAGGGCACUUAAAAUCUUAAAAAGGAGAUAAGUUUAAACAGGUGGUUUGAUGAUAAGGUAUAAAUUAAAAUUAUGGAACAUCUUCCCUGUGCUCAUUAGCAGCUCAUAUCAAGCACCCAAAGGAACACCUUGGAUGUUUUUCCUUAGGCCCUUAAGCUUUUUAAAAGAAUAUCUCCUAGGUGUGUUGUGGUCUGUUACAGGAAUGUGCUUCUGAUCAUCUGAAUCUUAAUCAUGUCCAACUGCCUGCAAAAUUUCCUGAAAAUUACAAGCACUCAUCUUCUGUGUUCAAGAUUAUGCCAGCAGUUAACAAGAAGUAAAAGGAAGUUUUUCGGAACUGUGCCAAUAUCCAGAUUGCAUAGGCGAGUUGUCAUUACAGGCAUUGGCUUAGUGACUCCUCUUGGUGUUGGAGCUCACCUGGUUUGGGAUCGUCUUAUGCGAGGAGAGAGUGGAAUUGUUUCACUGAUAGGUGAAGAGUAUAAGAGUCUCCCUUGCAGUGUUGCUGCUUAUGUGCCAAGAGGUUGUGAUGAAGGUCAGUUCAAUGAACAAAACUUUGUGUCCAAAUCAGAUAUCAAGUCCAUGUCUUCUCCCACCAUCAUGGCUAUGGGGGCUGCAGAAUUAGCCAUGAAGGAUUCCGGCUGGCAUCCUCAGUCAGAAGCUGAUCAAGUGGCUACUGGUGUUGCAAUUGGCAUGGGAAUGAUUCCUCUUGAAGUUGUUUCUGAAACUGCUUUGAAUUUUCAGACAAAAGGUUACAAUAAAGUUAGCCCAUUUUUUGUCCCUAAGAUUCUAGUCAACAUGGCAGCAGGCCAGGUUAGCAUUCGAUAUAAACUCAAGGGCCCCAAUCAUGCGGUGUCCACAGCCUGUACCACAGGAGCUCAUGCUGUGGGAGACUCUUUCAGAUUUGUAGCCCGUGGUGAUGCUGAUGUGAUGGUGGCUGGAGGUACAGAUUCUUGUAUUAGCCCUUUAUCUCUUGCUGGGUUUUCCAGAGCCCGGGCUCUGAGCACAAACUCAGAUCCCAAGUUGGCAUGUCGACCAUUUCAUCCAAAGAGAGAUGGUUUUGUAAUGGGAGAAGGUGCAGCUGUGCUGGUGCUGGAAGAAUAUGAACAUGCUAUUCAAAGAAGAGCCCGGAUCUAUGCAGAAGUUUUGGGCUAUGGACUCUCAGGUGACGCUGGUCACAUAACUGCCCCUGAUCCUGAAGGAGAAGGUGCCUUAAGGUGUAUGGCUGCUGCUUUAAAAGAUGCAGGUGUACAACCUGAAGAGAUAUCCUAUAUCAAUGCACAUGCUACUUCCACACCAUUGGGAGAUGCUGCUGAAAACAAAGCUAUCAAACAUCUCUUCAAAGACCAUGCAUAUGCCCUUGCAGUUUCCUCAACUAAGGGAGCAACAGGACAUCUGCUGGGAGCUGCAGGGGCGGUCGAGGCAGCUUUUACCACACUAGCUUGUUAUUAUCAAAAACUACCACCUACUUUAAACCUGGAUUGUACAGAACCAGAAUUUGAUCUCAACUAUGUUCCACUAAAGGCACAGGAUUGGAAAAGUGAGAAAAGAUUUAUUGGGCUCAGCAAUUCCUUUGGUUUUGGUGGUACUAAUGCAACACUUUGUAUUGCUGGAAUGUAGAACAAAUCAUUUAUAAUUAAAUAUUGAUUUUUAAAUGUUA
Messenger RNA from Sapajus apella (tufted capuchin), 2274 nucleotides. It is a transcript of the gene OXSM, whose product is annotated as 3-oxoacyl-ACP synthase, mitochondrial. Gene Ontology annotation, molecular function: 3-oxoacyl-[acyl-carrier-protein] synthase activity. The transcript has 2 exons. The record is from RefSeq and is a predicted model, not a curated record. Bases 852 to 2234 code for a protein of 460 amino acids. Gene Ontology annotation, biological process: fatty acid biosynthetic process. Lineage: Eukaryota; Metazoa; Chordata; Mammalia; Primates; Cebidae.